Molecule: messenger RNA, 5170 nt
Organism: Drosophila albomicans
Lineage: Eukaryota; Metazoa; Arthropoda; Insecta; Diptera; Drosophilidae
Gene: CkIIalpha
Product: casein kinase II subunit alpha
Exons: 3
Coding region: 434-1444 (336 amino acids)
Biological process (GO): protein phosphorylation
Cellular component (GO): nucleus; protein kinase CK2 complex; cytosol
Molecular function (GO): ATP binding; protein serine/threonine kinase activity
Source: RefSeq, a predicted model, not a curated record
UAUCUGUUCAUAUGAGCUAGUUCAGUGAGCUACCAUAUUCAUGAUAUCGGUUUAGCAAAGAAAAUAAAGAAAUUUUCACGUCAUCCACGCUGUCUGACAUAAGGAUACCAACAUUGGAAGUAACGUGUCCUUCGCCGUCGCCGCCCACCGUCGAUUUGCUGCUCAGUUCUGCAAAUUCCGUUUGCUAUCUAGCGUAAUCUACUGCAGUUACAACAACAAACGCACGGGAGAACGGCUUUCAUUUGCAACAACAAUACUUAGGUCCUCCCACAGGGGGCCACAUUUCAUUCGUAGUCACCCUGUUCGACUCGGUCAAUUCUAUAACACCAAUCUUGCUGCGUGGACUCAUCCAACAACAGAAUCAUCAUCUCCUGAAGAAUCGGAAGUAUAUUCACAAAAACAUAAAGUAGACAAUAAUUCACUAGCAGCAGAUAUGACAUUGCCAAGCGCUGCUCGCGUUUAUACAGACGUGAACGCUCACAAGCCAGAUGAAUAUUGGGACUAUGAAAACUAUGUGGUCGAUUGGGGCAAUCAGGACGAUUACCAAUUGGUACGCAAAUUGGGACGCGGCAAGUACUCUGAGGUAUUUGAGGCUAUCAACAUAACGACAACCGAGAAGUGUGUGGUCAAAAUACUGAAACCCGUAAAAAAAAAGAAGAUCAAGCGCGAAAUCAAGAUUUUGGAGAAUUUAAGGGGUGGCACCAAUAUUAUAACGCUUUUAGCUGUCGUCAAGGAUCCCGUGUCCCGCACCCCUGCCUUGAUCUUUGAACACGUGAACAAUACAGACUUUAAGCAACUCUAUCAAACACUAACAGACUACGAGAUACGCUACUAUUUGUUUGAGCUAUUAAAGGCCCUUGAUUACUGCCACAGCAUGGGCAUUAUGCAUCGCGAUGUCAAGCCACAUAAUGUGAUGAUCGACCAUGAGAAUCGAAAAUUGCGUCUCAUUGAUUGGGGUCUCGCUGAAUUCUAUCAUCCCGGUCAAGAGUAUAAUGUGCGUGUGGCAUCGCGAUACUUUAAGGGUCCCGAACUUCUGGUCGAUUAUCAGAUGUACGAUUAUUCACUGGAUAUGUGGUCAUUGGGUUGCAUGCUAGCGUCGAUGAUAUUUCGCAAAGAGCCAUUCUUCCAUGGUCAUGACAAUUACGAUCAACUAGUGCGAAUUGCCAAGGUGCUGGGCACCGAAGAACUGUAUGCCUAUCUUGAUAAGUACAAUAUUGAUCUUGAUCCGCGAUUUCAUGAUAUCCUACAACGUCAUUCACGCAAACGCUGGGAGCGCUUCGUUCAUUCUGAUAACCAACACUUGGUAUCGCCGGAAGCAUUAGAUUUUCUGGAUAAACUUUUACGUUAUGAUCAUGUUGACCGUCUCACUGCUCGCGAAGCUAUGGCGCAUCCAUACUUUUUGCCAAUUGUCAAUGGACAGGUUAAUCCAAACAACCAGCAAUAAAUAAAAAAAAGGAUGAUUCCCCUAUUGUAAAGUAAACAGAAAAAACAAGCCGCAUGAUUAAGUUAAAUGAAGAAUUUCUGUGCUAAAGUUUAUAAUAAGAAGAUAACAUGCAACAUAAUUACUGAGUCCAAAAUUUAAUCAACUUAUACUGAUUGAUUUCCCAUAAACCUACCACAACACAUAUGAUACAAUGAAUGAAAGUCAUUUCUGUUACAAAGUUUAACAAGUUUCAAACUGCAAAAGUAAUUAUAUUUUAAAAUUAUGAUUACAAAUUCAUACACACAACAUGCUUAAAACAGAAUUUCAAGCUACAUUAUAAUUAAAGUAUAUUUAUAUCAAUAAUUAUAAAUAUAUAAUCCAAUAAAUCUCCAAUUUCUAACAAAUCCUUAGAACCUAUUAAUAAUAAAUUUUCAGAUAUUAAUCAUAUAGUAACGUACAUUCAGCCCAUCAAAAUAGAUAAAAGAGGAUAGAAAUAAAGGAAUGCAUUCAAUUUUUUUACGACUUCCAGAUGUCUAAAAUUGUAUUAUAUACGGAACGGAAUCCUUUACAAUUAAUGGAAAAAUUUAAAAAAAAAUAACUAAAUAACGUUAAAUGCUUAUCAUGUUUCCGUGUUCCUAUAUAUUUUUUGUGUAUUUAGGGCAUAAAUACUUAUAUGGUCGUAGUUUUCUAAUUUUAUUUUUUAACAUUUUUAAUUUAGAAUUUUUGGCGUAAUUUAACAAUGAAAUCAACAUUUAGUUUAUAUAAACAGUGUCAAGUCAACAUCGUUAUAUCACUAACCAACGAAUACAUACAUAUGUAGAUAUGUCAAACAACGAAAAAAGUGGUUUCACUGAAACCUGCAUUAUUAGCACCUCAUCCCAAAGCAUGACACCCGCUAAGCGGGUUUGAAUUUGUACGUUUAAUAUGUACAUAUGUACACCGAAUAAAGUCAACUGUAUUUGCUCGUGUCGUAGAUGUUUUGCAAAUUACAAGCGCAAUUCCAAGGACUGUCUUAGGUAGUUGAUAGUUUGUUAGCAAGACACGUUUGCCAAAACUCAAGAUGUUUCGUCUGCAUUCCCAUUAUAUCUAAAAUAAACAGGUAAGAAGUGCACUGACGACUGUAAAAUAACCGCUACUCAUUUUUAAUAUAUGAAGAACAGUGUAUUCUGAAAAUACAUAUAUGAAAAUCUACUAACGGCAAUAUUUUGUAUACCGAUGUAUUACUACUACUAUUUUCAAAAUAUAUUAUAUCAUAAAUUAAAAAAUUACCAGAUUAUCAACCAAAGUUAUAUAAAGCUAUUUCGUAAAUAACUUCUAACAUUUUCGUUUAAUGGCACUAACUUUAUUCUAGAAUUAAAAAGACGCUCACUUUUCGCUCUUUAUCGAUUUGUGAUUGAACAUAGAUAAUCUUUUCAAAAUCUUUCUGAAAAAUGGACGGUUUGACAAAACAAUACCAAUUUGAUGAUGGCAAAUUGUACAUGCAACCAUAACGUCGUCUGUUCAGCUAAGUUCACAGCAAAAUUAUUAAUUUUAUAAAAUGAGCAUUUCCAAACUGGCGGUACGCUACGACAAAUGCUAAACAAAAAUAAAUCAACUGUUGCCUGAAUAUAGUUUCAUUUAUAUAUAUUAUAUGUAGCAUUGCAGCAUCACUAUUAAAUUAAUUUUGUGGAAAUCACCACAACUGAUCCAAAGUUAUAGAUUUGAAAUGAAGUUUUGAGGUUGUCUCAAUUCUUUAAUUGAAUUAUUAAUUAUUUUUUAGCAUUUUGGUUAGGUAAACGAAACAUCUGAGUCAAAUAAAAAAGUUUUGUCAAAUAUAUAAAAUACUAGAUUUUUUUGUAUAUAUUCUUGUUAUUAUUGAAUUUUGAUGAUGAACCUUUGGGUUACCAGUUUUCUUGUACUUUUUAUCAUUGGGCGACCGUAAUGACCAUUGUUGGGUUAGAAUGGCUUGUGUUUUUCGAACUAGAUGCGCAGAAGCUAAGGUGUAUCUUUUUGUGCUUGGCUAUUAAACAGGUUGAUCAUUUCGACUAAAAAUGGUUCUUUGAAUGGGCUUUUUGGAUGAGAGGUUUUUUGCUGUUGUUAGUUUAGAAUUGAAGAGCCUAAUUGAGAUUGAGGCGGUUUGCUCUUUGUUUUAGUGGCGUUCUUUUGGUUUCAAUGAGCCAUCUGAAUUUUCACCCUAGUUGCCUUGUGGAACUCAUGUACUAAUCGUUUGGUCGUCGGAAAUAGCACAGAAAAUUCUACAAUCUGCAUCUGCUUCUGAAAAUUAUAUAAUACCUUAAAAAUUCGGAUAGUGUUUUUAUACCCGCUACCCAUAGGGUAGAAAAGUUAUAUUUUGUGCCGGCAGGAAAUGGAAGAAGGUGGCAUCUCCGACCGUAUAAAGUAUGUACAUAUGUAUAUUCUUGAUCAAACCAAAACCAAAUUUUAAGGAAUCACAAUUACCAUAGUUAUUACUGUACAUACCAAAAUUCUCAGCUCUAGCUCUAAAGUUAAGCUUGUUAUUCGAUUUUUUUGAUUUGCGGGGGCUGAAGUGGGCGUGGCAAAAAUUUGAAACAAACUUGAUCUGCGUGCAAACAUAACAAAUGCUGUCGGAAAAAAAGAUAACUCUAUCUCUUAUAGUCUCUGAGAUCUAGGUGUUCAUACGGACAGAUGGACAUGGCUAUAUCGUCUCGGCUGUUGACACUGAUCAAGAAUAUAUAUACUUUAUGGAGUUGGAGAUGCCUCCUUCUACCUGUUACAUACAUUUCCUGUCGGCACAAAGUUAUACUACCCUUCUACCCUGUGGGUAGCGGGUAUAAUUAGGCUUUUGACUUGGAUGUAUUUUCUUUUAAUUCCUCCAAAACGCAAUUUGCAAUUGUGACCGCAUCUUUGCUCACUGGACGUAAUUAUUGACCGUUAAUGGAUAUAAUAAUUUAUGGCGACACUUACACAAAAUGUUAAGGUUAUAAUUAAAAUAGUUGUAUUACAUUUUGAUUCUUUCAUUUCAAUUAACAAUUCAGCCAAGCUGAAAUAAGAUUAAUGCACCCUAAUGUGUUUAAAUCCUAGGUUGUCCUGGAGAGCAGAAAUGUAAUAGAGUGGCUGACCGCAUCUAUAGUCGUGCGUAUCUAUUGAAUCCCAAGCCACCAGGGCAUCGAAGUCAAUGAGAUCGCAGAUACCAUUCCAAAAGAAGGAGUAAGGUUUGAUAUUAGUAACUCUAGUAAUGUUCUGAUAUACAUGAGAUCUCUUGGCAGUAAAAUUGAAGUACACUCUAAGCUUUGGUGGGACUUGAGCUGGCGCUCAAAAUGCGACGAAACCGAAGUCAAGUCGAAGAGUUGUCGUUUUCGGGUUAAGGGCUGUCCCAGAUGAGCAAAAUUUUAAAUGUGCGGAAAAGCAAUAUAUUAGGACCCUAAAUUUGGCACGGAAAUGGUAAAAAAACAAAAAUUAGUGGCACACGUUUGCCUAUUAAAUAAAUGCAAUUACUAUUAAAAAAAAAAGCAUGCACCAACUAAUCAGUAAGAUAUGGCUCACGGAGAGCAUGCCCGAAGAUUGGAACCUCAGCAUGAUCUGUCCCAUCCUGAAGAAGGGUGAUGCCACGGUGCUCACCAACUACCGCGGAAUUAGUCUUCUUCCAAUUGCAUACAAGGUCCUAACGAGCGUAUUGUGUGAAAGACUAAAACCCAUGCUGAAGCACUGAUUGGACCUUUUCAGUGCGGGUUCAGGCCUGGCAAGUCCACUGUUGACCAGAUUUUCACCUUGCGCCAAAUCCUGGAGAAG